AUGACUCACGCCAGAACAGUCUAGAGGGCCUACCGCGCACCACGUUCGACGUGUUGCGUGUGUGUUCCUGUCACACUUAUGUACGAAUUUACAAGUGCGACAGUGAGGCAACACAUCGAACGUGGUUCGCGGUAGGCCCUCAGGUCCGAGCCGAGGUGCCCGACACUCCGUUUUCUAUACAAAACAUCACAUAAUCAAUUAUCAAUCACCCGUCAUAGAAAACGAAAUGCGGACCCCGGACCCGGACCAUCCUAGCGUGAGUGGGUUCCUUUUACCUUUUUGGUACGGAACCCUAAAUAUACCAUCCUUGUUUAUCGACAUCACAUCUGUUGCUACUUGCUAGCAGAACCAACAAAAUUUAGCUUAUCAUAUUUACCUACUUAUCUUUUUAUUACUAUUUAGUUUUGUUGAUAACACUUUUAUUAUAUAUUAGGGAAUGUAACAUAAUACUUCUGUUUGUUGCAACCGACUGUCGCGUCAAGACGUGAAGCAUAUAUAGUACUUCCUACUAGGUACAUAUUUUCUGAAACCUAAAGUAGGUAACAAUAUAAAAAAUAUAUAUAAAUAUAAUAGUUUUGAAUAAAAUGUCUACGAUGUUUAAGAAUAGUCUUUACGUAUAUGGAGAUGAAAAUAUUCAAGUACCAGCACAUUUGAAUUUCGGACAAUAUCUGUUCGAUCGGCUAAAAUCGUUUUGCAAAAGUAGCGAAGUAGUAAUGGAAAACCCUCUUUCCGGAGAGAAAAUAACAUACAAGGAGUUAAUUGAAUACGCAGUGAAUGUCGCAGUUUUUCUGAGAGACUUGGGAGUUGAAAAUGGACAAACCGUUGGUAUCGGCAGCGAGAAACGAAUACAAUUUAUUUCUACUGCCUUGGCCGUGGUGUUUACUGGAGCAGCUUAUACUCCUCUUGACUUAGAAACUGGGAAAGCGGUCCUAGAGCAUAAACUGAACUUAUCUAGGCCUAAGUAUUUCAUAUGUUCCCAAUUAUUUUGGGAAACAUAUCAGGACGUUUUAAAAGAAAGUGAUUUCAUUGAGCACUUCAUAUGUUUUGAUGAAAAUGUUGAUAUGGAAGUAUCGUUAAAGGCAGUGCCAAAAGUGGCAGACUUGGCCACUUUUGAACCUGCUGCAGUGCAGGGGCAAACAGAUACCGCCGUGAUCCUGUAUUCGUCCGGUACCACUGGCAUGGCAAAGGGAGUCCAACUGACGCAUUUAAACUUUAUUUUAAACUGCCAGCCACAUGGUUUUGAGGACGAGUCUUUGAAAACCAUGUUUAUAAUAGGAGAAUGGUUUCACGCUUACGACACAUUCCUGACUUACAUGUACAUGACGCUCGGGAGAAAAAUAGUGUUUGUGGACGACGUUACAUCUAAAAAUAUAAUGAAGGCUAUUCAGCAAUGUAAAGUUGAUCUCGCUAUGUUAGUGCCAUCACUCAUCGGGUACCUGGUUAAAACAGAACUAGCAGUAGAACAGUACGACCUGAGUUCAUUAAAAUUUAUAUUUAGUCGUGCAUCUCCUCUAGGUGGUCAAACAAUUGAUUUGCUCAAAAAAAGAUUGCCGACACUAAGAGAUGUAAUACAAGUAUAUGGCAUGACUGAGUCUGGCUGCUUUACGUCAGAGAGUUUCGGUGUUAUAGGACCUAAAAGUGGAAGUGUUGGUUUAGUUUACCCUGGAAUAACUUUGAAGGUAAUCGACCCAAAAACGGAUGUAACUCUCGGAGCCAACCAGCGCGGAGAAAUACGUUUGCGCGUUGGCCCUCUGUUUAUGAAAGGGUACAUUGGAAUGGACCGGGCAAUGUAUCUAGACGAGGAGGGUUUCUUUCCAACUGGAGACUUGGGAUACUACGAUGAAGACAAAUACUUUUACAUCGUCGGCAGGCUUAAGGAGAUUAUAUUCUACGAUGGAUAUAAGACGGCUCCAUCGGAGCUUGAGACUAUCCUGGAGCUACAUCCGGGAGUACACGAGGCGGGUGUCGUGGGUAAACCGGCGGGAGACAUCGGCGAGGACCCGGUGGCCUUCGUGGUCCGGCAGCCCGGCUCGAGCGUCUCUGAGCGGGAGCUCAUCGACUACAUAGCUACAGCGGUACCACCAUACAUGCAUCUGAGAGGCGGGGUAAUAUUUGUUCCGGAAAUACCCAGAAACCAGACGGGAAAAAUCAUACGUCGUCGCUUGAUGGAAAUGUUGAAAACUGGUCAAUAAAUUAAUAAAGCGUGUCGUGUCACCAAAAAAAUGCGAUAAUUUAAAUACCAAGCAAAC
This is a messenger RNA of Cydia pomonella (codling moth), 2249 nucleotides long. RefSeq names its product luciferin 4-monooxygenase-like. The coding region runs from base 585 to 2192 and encodes 535 amino acids. The record is from RefSeq and is a predicted model, not a curated record. The transcript is spliced from 9 exons. Gene Ontology annotation, biological process: fatty-acyl-CoA biosynthetic process; long-chain fatty acid metabolic process. Lineage: Eukaryota; Metazoa; Arthropoda; Insecta; Lepidoptera; Tortricidae. Gene Ontology annotation, molecular function: long-chain fatty acid-CoA ligase activity.